Messenger RNA from Thermothelomyces thermophilus ATCC 42464, 552 nucleotides. RefSeq lists its product as uncharacterized. The record is from RefSeq and is a predicted model, not a curated record. The annotation marks the transcript as partial. The transcript has 3 exons. NCBI's taxonomy places the organism in Eukaryota, Fungi, Ascomycota, Sordariomycetes, Sordariales, Chaetomiaceae.
AUGCAGGACUUUCUCAACCUUAUUUCCUUCUCCUCUGGCGUGUGCUUCUUCGUCUUCAGGAUCGCAGUUAUACUUCUCUCGAGACGCCACUCCAACCACAGAAGGACUAAAACGGGGAUCUCCGUACGUCCACCUGUCUACACCGCUCGUCCGAAGACUUUUGACUUUGUCUGGAUCUUCCACCACAUAGCUGUCUUUGUCCCCGAUGCAGUCUUGUUCUUCAUUGGGCGAUCGCUCGGGUAUCCCUUUGGGAAUAUUGCCGCUGCUCUUCGUGUGUAUGGAAGUCUUUCGGCGACCCACUGGGUUCGUCUUUGGCCGCAAUCACGAGUGUGGGCGCUGUGGCUGUACAUUGCUGCAGCCGUCAUCUUCCUCGCGGGGCUCAUUGGGGCCGUCUUUCUCCCUACAGAUAGCCACCGCACGGCUGCGACAUCGCGCCCGCACGAUCCUGCGUCCCCGCUCCCGUCGCGCAACCCGAAGACCAUCACCGGCAACGUUUUCGGCGUCACAUUGACCCGUUCGGAUACGCGCAUCUUCGCGGUUACCGCCGGCUCA